Vicugna pacos (alpaca) is the source of this 2257-nucleotide messenger RNA. Its product is annotated as olfactory receptor 11G2-like. Gene Ontology annotation, biological process: G protein-coupled receptor signaling pathway. Lineage: Eukaryota; Metazoa; Chordata; Mammalia; Artiodactyla; Camelidae. Gene Ontology annotation, cellular component: membrane. The record is from RefSeq and is a predicted model, not a curated record. Gene Ontology annotation, molecular function: G protein-coupled receptor activity; olfactory receptor activity.
AAGAAGGAAGGAAGGAAUGAAGGAGCAACAGAAAUCUAAGAGAGAACACCAUGUGAUUUGGCAGAAAUGCAACAAUUCUUUUUUUCCUGGGAUAUAGGACUCAAGAGGACACAAGGAAAGAUAUGAGAUUAAAUAAGUAGUUAAGGAUCAGAUCAUGAAGGGCCUUGUAUGUUAUGCUCAGUUGUUUGGAUUUAGCUGCAUAAUGAUAAUGUUUCAUUGCAGCAGAGCUUACAGACUAAAUGAACAUCUCUGGAUCAGGAUCCCAUUCUGAAUCAGUGAGUGAAUUCAUCCUUCUGGGCUUUCCCUGCAGCAGGGAGAUCCAGGUCAUCCUGUUUAUGUUCUUCUCCAUCAUCUACCUUCUGACACUCGUGGGAAACGGAGCCAUUAUCUGUGUUGUGUGUUGGGACCAGCAUCUCCACGCCCCCACGUACAUCCUGCUGGGGAAUUUUGCCUUCCUGGAGAUCUGGUAUGUCAACUCCACUGUUCUAAACACACUGGUCAACUUCCUCUCAGAGACCAAGGCCAUCUCUUUCACUGGUUGCCUCCUUCAAUUAUAUUUUUUCUUUUCCAUGGGCUCCACUGAGUGCUUCUUUCUCUCAGCAAUGUCCUUUGAUCGAUACUUUGCCAUCUGUCAUCCUCUGCAUUAUGCCACAGUUAUGACUGGACAGCGUUGUUUCAACCUAGUGAUUUCCUGUUGGGUGUGCGGCUUUCUCUGGUAUCUGGUGCCUGUUAUUCUCAUCUCCAGACUGCCUUUUUGUGGCUCAAAUGUGAUUGACCACUUUGUAUGUGACUCAGGCCCAUUGCUGACCCUUUCAUGUGUUCCUGCCCCCAUGUCCAAACUCACCAGCUACACACUAAGCUCCCUCAUCAUCCUCCUUAGCUUCCUUUUCAUCCUCAUCUCCUACGCUCUGGUUCUACUCGCUGUGCUUCGGUUGCCCUUGGCAUCCAGUCGACAUAAGGCCUUUUCAACCUGUGGGUCCCAUUUGGCUGUAGUGCUGCUUUUCUACGGGACCAUUAUGGUGAUGCACGUGAGCCCUGGGUCCAGCCACUCUGCCCUGAUGCCAAAGAUGAUGACCUUGUUCUAUGCAAUGGUGACUCCACUCUUCAACCCUUUGAUUUACAGUCUCAGGAAUAAGGAUAUGAAAAAUGCUCUCUGGAAAGUUCUGGAAGAGUUUAAAAUUUCUUUAAAAGUCUUCAGCAGCAGGCCCAGGAGGAAUAUGGAAUAAUCUAGUGUAGUGUGAUGUGGGUAAAAUGACCAUCCUUUUACUUUCGCUCAUUUGUAUAGUCAUUCAUUCAAUAAAUAGUAACUGAAUGUGUGCUAGAUACUGUGCGUAGCGCCAGAUUAUGAAAAUAAUUUUUAAAAUAAAUCAGACGCCGUCUCUUCCCUCAAAUAACACUCUACUGGUGGAGACAGACGGGUAAGAAAAUAAUUACCGUAAAAUACAAUUAAGUGUUCUAAUCAAUAUAUGUACAGGUUGUCACAGGAACACAAACUAAAAAAACAGUAAGUUUUGCCUGGGGUGGUGGGCAGUAGGAAUUAGUGUUAGGGACAAUGUCAGUCAGCAUCAUAUUAGACCUGUGUAUUUUGUGAUGGGUUAGGGGAGAGUGUCUUUUAUUUCUGUUUAACUUCUAGCUAGAUUUCUUUUUCAGUAUUACUGUGAUAUCUUUGAAAGGAUAUGGAACUUUAAAUUAGAAGGUCUGGAUAGGAACUCAAUUCUUCCAUUUUAAUCAACUACGUGAAUUUGGCAGAUCACUUUAUUUCAACUAAAAUUGGAAUGGUAAUUCUCACUCCCAGGGAACAAUUAGUAUGAGGGUUUAAUGAGAUCAUUGGUGUAAAAGUUCCUAAUACAACUCUAUUACAUAGAAAGCACAAAAUAAAUAUUACUUGAAUAUGAAUAUGGAUGUGAAUUCCAUCUUCUUUUGUUCUUCAUCAGAAUAAAAAAAAAAAAUCUCAGAUCCCCCAUGAAAGUCACCUCCUAUAAAUUUUGGUAAAGCCCUUUUACAACAGAUCUACUACUCAACUUUUCUUGAGACAGAAUACAUUAUGUUUCCUCCAUUUAUAUCCAAAAUAAAGUUUAGUCUUGGUUUGGGGGUGUGUGCGUGCAUGCAUGCACAAUAUUCUAGAGAAAUAGUCUUCAAAACAGGAUCUUACAUACCCCUGGGGAUACACAGAGACUUUCCAAUAGGUGCACAAGCAUGCAUAGUUCAAUUUCCAGAUCCUCGACUUACAUACAUACAUUUUCCUAAAGAUGCUGUC